Oncorhynchus masou masou (cherry salmon) is the source of this 1558-nucleotide messenger RNA. Its product is annotated as OX-2 membrane glycoprotein-like. Gene Ontology annotation, molecular function: cell-cell adhesion mediator activity. The coding region runs from base 1 to 906 and encodes 301 amino acids. Gene Ontology annotation, cellular component: neuronal cell body; cell surface; axon. The record is from RefSeq and is a predicted model, not a curated record. Gene Ontology annotation, biological process: heterotypic cell-cell adhesion; negative regulation of neuroinflammatory response. Lineage: Eukaryota; Metazoa; Chordata; Actinopteri; Salmoniformes; Salmonidae. The transcript has 8 exons.
AUGACUGAAACUUUCUCUCACUUUACUUCUUCUCUCGAGAUUAUCUUCUUCUCUAAGUGGGAGAUCUCCCAGCAUGCUCUGCUCCACUUCGCCGCCUGUAACUUUCUUCAUGCAGGGCUCUCUCAGCUGGUCAGAACACAGCAGGUUGUCAUAACAACCCUGGGAGAGGGUGCUCACUUCAGCUGCAGGCUCAUGAAACCCAAAGAUGUGCUUCAAGUCACCUGGCAGAAAGUGACACCAGGGGCGACUGAAAAUGUGGCCAGCUACAACAAACGAUUUGGACCAGUAGUCAACCCACCUUUUCAGAGGAACGUGGAGUUUGAAGACGAGGGACUGCAGAACUGCUCUAUUGUCAUCAGAGGAUUGUCAAGAGGAGACGGGUCCUGCUACAAGUGUCUGUUUAACGCCUAUCCAGAGGGAGCUAUCAGUGGCAGGACCUGCCUCCAAAUUAAUGAGCUGUAUGGACCCUCACUCUUCAUCACACAAACCAACAACAGUCACACCACUCUGUCCUGUUCUGCUACUGGACGACCUGCUCCUACAGUAACCUGGGACCACGUAGAAAACAUCAGUCUAGACAAAUCCACCAUGGCUGAUGUCACCCAUCCCAAUCAAACAGUCACUGUCACCAUAACUGCCAUGGUGGCAGCGUCCAGUCUACCUGACAAAGACACCAGGGUCGGGUGUGUAGCAUCAUCCGUUGGGGUCGUCAAGGAUGUCUCCAUGGUGAUUCCAACUAGGGAUCAAGCUUCAUUUGCAGGUCAAUCUCAGGUCUCUGAUGACAGGAUCAGUGGUACAGUGGUUGGUGGAGUGAUGGGUGCAGUGUUGUGUUUAAUGUGUCUCAUUGCUGUAUUCUGUGUAAUAUGGCGGCAAAAGAGGAGAAAAGACACCUCUUCCAGUUCCUGACCCUGAAAUCAUCAGAACUCCCUUAAAGACACCACCAACAUCCAAACAUGUCACACCAACCUCCAGUCCAUCACAAAUAAUAUCUCCUGAGAGACCAAAUGACAUGCAAUGUAGAAGGUGAGCUGAAAUAAUCAUAAAUAAUGAUAAAGAUGCAUUCAGAAGUAUAUAUUUUUUAAUAAAUAUCUAUGCCAUUCUGUUGUAUCUAUCUUAGGAAACUUUUAGAGGGUUAUGAGAACUUGUGUGACUACCAUACUGUCUCACACACAUCUGUGUGGUUCGGAGACUGUUUCUAUCCAUAGGCAUUGUGGGUACUGAAUAGUGGACUGAAUGGCUGACACACACAGGCCUGCUGGUUAUUGUAUAUGUAAAUAGUCGGUAUGUAAAUAUAUUUUGUAGUUGGUUAAUGAUGAAACAUGAUAAAUCCACACAACUUGUUUGUGGAUUUAUACUUCACUUUUUUAUAAAUCAAGUGUUGUGUUAUUAUAGUCUACAAAAUGUCAUAAUGUAGACUACUUUCAUGGUGUGUUAAGUGUAUGUGUUUUAUUUCUUCAAUUUUUAUAAAUCAAAUGCUGUAAGAUACUCAAUGUUGUGAUGUCCUUUGUGUGUGUUUGUUUUCAACUUUUCCGAAUAAAACUUUUAAACAAUGCUGUAA